This is a messenger RNA of Betta splendens (Siamese fighting fish), 3417 nucleotides long. RefSeq names its product pannexin 2 (gene panx2). The transcript is spliced from 6 exons. The coding region runs from base 489 to 2474 and encodes 661 amino acids. Gene Ontology annotation, biological process: monoatomic cation transport; positive regulation of interleukin-1 production. Lineage: Eukaryota; Metazoa; Chordata; Actinopteri; Anabantiformes; Osphronemidae. Gene Ontology annotation, molecular function: channel activity. The record is from RefSeq and is a predicted model, not a curated record.
AUCCAGCUAAGGGAGCUACAGCUACAUGUAUAUGCACACAGAUACAGAGUCUGCAUUAGCUGAAGUCCCAGUGUGAACAUAGUGAUCCACAGACACAAUGACCCUCAGGUUUCCCGAGAGGAGAGGGUGACAGAUUGGGAUCGCACAGCCAAAGCCCAGGAAGUCAGCGGCGUCUGACUGAAGCUUGUGGAACAAUCCUCAGCCAAGAACCCCCGUCUCCGGGGCUCACGAGGACGCCUCAUAAGCACAGCCCAUUCUUCAAUCCGCCGCACAGCGUGGAGGCCGAGGCCCAGCUCCGUGGAGGGCACCCGCAGGAGCGGCCGAAGGGGAAACGGGACACGGUUUCAACACACAAAGCACAGCAUGGUGACAGAGGCUGAAGGGGGCCACGCAUCUGCGCGUGCGCCCGCGUGGAGGGGAGUUUAGGCGCCGCAGGGAGAGCCCUCUGCUCCCGCCGCGUGACCUCCGUGUGACCUCCGCCUGCCCGGAUGCAGAACAUCCUUGAUCAGAACUUAGACAUGGCCACAGCCCUGCUUGCCGGCGAGAAGCUGAAGGAGCUCAUCCUGCCGGGCUCCUCUCAGGACGAGAAGGGCGGAGCGCUGGCCGGACUCAUGGUGCAGCUCAAGCUGGAGCUGCCCUUCGAUCGCGUCGUCACUAUAGGCACGGUCAUCAUCCCCAUCCUGCUGGUGACGCUUGUCUUCACCCGGAACUUUGCAGAGGAGUCCAUCUACUGUUACACACCGCACAACUUCACCAGAGACCAGGCGCUGUACGCACGGGGCUACUGCUGGACGGAGCUGCGUGACGCCGUGCCCGGGGCGGAGCCGCACCUCUGGCCCUCGCUGUUGGAGCACAAGUUCCUGCCCUACGCCCUGCUGGCCUUCGCCGGCAUCAUGUACAUUCCGGCUUUGGGCUGGGAGUUCCUCGCCUCCACGCGGCUCACCUCGGAGCUCAAUUUUCUCCUCCAGGAGAUUGAUAACUGCUAUCACCGGGCUGCCGAGGGCCGGGCCCCGAAGAUUGAGAAGCAGAUCCAAUCCAAAGGGCCCGGCAUCACCGAGCGAGAGAGGAGGGAGAUUAUAGAGAACGCCGAGAAGGAGAAGAGCCCCGAGCAGAACCUGUUUGAGAAAUACUUGGAGAGACGGGGCCAGAGUAACUUUCUGGCUAAACUGUACCUGGCACGCCACCUGGCUAUCAUCUGCCUCAGCUCCAUUCCCAUUUCCUACCUGAGCGCCUACUACGCCCAUCAGAGGCAGAAUGAGUUCACCUGUGCACUGGGGGAGCCCCCAGACAUCAGCAGCUAUUCAGAGCUGAAGCUCAGGGUGAACUGUAAGCUGCCCGCGGUGCAGCUGCAGCGCAUCAUGGCAGCGGUGGACAUCGCUCUGCUCUGCACCAUGAACCUCAUCAUUCUGCUCAACCUGCUGCACUUGUUCGUGGUUCGAAAGUCCAACUUUGUGUUCGACAAGCUGCACAAGGUCGGCAUCAAAACGCGGCGGCGCUGGCAGAAGUCCCAGUUUUGUGACAUCAACAUCUUGGCCAUGUUCUGCAACGAGAACAGGGACCACAUCAAGUCGCUCAACCGCCUGGACUUCAUCACCAAUGAGAGCGACCUCAUGUACGACAACGUGGUCAGGCAGCUGCUGGCCGCUCUGGCGCAGUCCAACCACGACGCAACACCCACUGUGAGGGAGUCUGGCAUCCAGACCAUCGAUCCCAAUAUGGACCCCUCUGACCUGGGAGUGGGAGUGAUGGGCAGCGAGCCACUGGUAAUCAAACGGCCACGCAAGAAGAUUAAAUGGAUCCCAAGUUCAAAUCCUCUUCCUCAGUCUUUUAAGGAACCUCUGACCUUGACACGACUGGAAAACAACACCAAGCCUGAAAAACCCAAACCACUCAGACGAAAGACUGUGGCAGACGGCUUCAUCCCUCCACUGCUGGACAGUAAGGGCACACAGUAUCCAGCAACAAAAGAUCUCAGCGGGAUGGAGAAAAAGCACAAUCGCAACUUCUCUCUAGAUGUCCACCCGUACAUGCUGACCAUCCGGAAACCCAAGGUGGAGGCUACGAUUGCGGAGCCGCUUCCGUCAGAGCACAGCAUAGACACGGUGUUCCUGGAGGGCACGCACACUAUUGUUCACGUGUCUGGUGCCAUUACAGAAACUAAGGUUUGCUCUCAAGAGUCGACCGCCACUGCCUUUUCUACAGUGGCGCUGCCCACGACGACGUACGUAAACGGCGUGAGCCCGAACCCGCCAUCCAGCGAGGACGCCCUCAGCCCCAAGUGCUCCCCUCCUCCAGAGGAGCCGCUCACCCAGGCAGAGAGCAUCGAGUCUCAGCCGCCACCCCUGACCAGAGCCCCCACACACCAGCUGCUGAGUAUACACCACACUCUGUUUGAGCAGGAGGAGGAUAAGGAGAAUCUCAGAGACAGGCUGCCGGAGAGACCCGGGGAGCUCAUCGCCGCCGGGGAAUGUUGAAGAAGGGGGAAACCGGGACUGGGAUUCCUCCCUCUUUCUCUCUACUUGACGCACAUGACCACUGUGUCAAUCACCUCCUAUCAACAGCAACCUCUAGUCUACUACAAACCUACUCACACACUGUGACGGGCUGACUGAUGGAUUCAGCUGAGAAAUGUGGUACUAAUAAAAAAAAUUAAAUAAAAUCUUUUAAAUCUUUUGCUCGGACAGGAAAAAUACAGAAAUGUGUGUGUUUGGUGGCGUCGAUCAGAGUAUUACUGUAGGAAAUGAUGUCACACUCAUGUCUCAGGAUGACUGUGUAGAGUAAGUCACCCUCUAAUGAAAACCAGCAGUGAUAUAACUCAACAGGGUGCUACAGUGCAGGGUCAAACAGCUAUUUAUAGACAUUUAGAGAGUCGACGAGAUGUGUGAGCUUUAAAAAUGACAUCAAUCUUAGAGAUGCAUAUUUGCAAAAAGCACUGUAUUGUGACUUAAAUGUAUUUUAAACACGUGUAAUAGCGCUUAGUCCCUUUAUUCCAAUAGCCAAGUAGAAGGGUAGCUCACAUAAUACAGUUGUUGAGAUCAGCACAAUUAUUAUGCAAAAGAUCACAAUAAAUUUGUGGCAAUAAUAUACGCGCUUAUGGCAUCAUAUUUCACAGGAAGCUAUAGAUAUAUAGACACGGUUUAGGACUUGGUGUUUGUGGGGUAUAACUUAAAGUGUGGCUUUAUCAUCAACCGUCACCACGGUUUAGGAAAGUGCGUUAGAUCUCGCCUCCAUGUCUUUGCAUGUCCACAGUAAUAGGUAAAUUGGCAUAUUUGAGGAGGAGGAGCUGCACGCUUUACCAUGAAAGUGUGGUUCUGUUGUAGAAAAAACAGAAAUCCUUAGAAAUCAUCAAAAAGGCAGCUCUGAGGGUGCUGUUAAUUGUGGCCCACACGCAAUGAAUAAAGCUGCACUCCAGCUACA